Messenger RNA from Lathyrus sativus (Indian pea), 393 nucleotides. Lineage: Eukaryota; Viridiplantae; Streptophyta; Magnoliopsida; Fabales; Fabaceae. The record is from the annotation of a GenBank genome assembly.
AUGUCGGCGAUGGAGACCUUAACCUAUUUGCAAGAUAUUUGUUGUCUGUAUAUUAGGCAGGGGCGUCUGAAAGAACCAAGGAUUCUGAUUUUUCUCAAAGAACUGCAUUCCAAGCUUUUAUUUUAUCUGCUGAAUUCUCCCUUACUUCCAAGGCUUGUCAGAGUUAUCAUCAAGGAUGCAGAGCGGAGUGCGGAGUUCUACGAUGAAAAUCGCACAGCAUUGAUGGCGGGUGGUGCAAUGAUACGGCAGUGCGUGCGGAGUAAGAUGGAUCAUCCGACCAAGAUAUAUUUUUACUCAACAUUAAAGAAUUGUAUGGCUGCUGUUCGGAAUGGUUUGGACUUGCGUUUAGGGGAAUGCUUUGUCAUGCCAUUUGAUUGCUUUUGUAUUUUGUAA